UUUUAACUCCAGGUAAUGGAAGACAACAACAAGCCAUGGGCUCUGAUCUCAGUGAAGGGUGAACAAUGUUUCAUUGAAGAGGUCAUUGACAUAAUGAAACAACACUUCCAACUCAUCUGUCACAAAGACUUCCUUCAAAACCCUCUGCUGCACGGUCCUAAAAUCCAGGCCGUAUUAAUGUUUAAGGGCUACCCUGUAGCCGAGCCUUCGCUGCUCAGUUUGCUUCCCUCACUGAAGGUGGUCGCUGGCCCAGGAAAGGGCACCGACCACCUGGAUUUGCCGUACAUCGCCAGUCUGGGAGUGAAGGUGACCAACACGCCCGAUAUGGUGAACGAUGCCACUGCAGAUAUCGCGAUGGGUCUGCUUCUGGCAUCGGCACGCAGGAUCGUUGAAGGUCACCAAAUAGCUGUUGACCCCAACACCACUUCAAUACCACUAGGCAUAAUGGGAGUUGAAGUCACAGGGUCGACUCUGGGGAUUAUUGGAAUGGGAAGCAUUGGCUGCAAAAUCGCUCAAAGAGGCAAAGGAUUUGACAUGAAGAUCCUGUAUCACAACAGGAAAAGGAGGAGUGUUGAAGAUGAGCAGGCGGUGGGUGCAAGUUACCGUGAGGACAUGGACGACCUGCUGAGAGAGUCAGACUUUGUCAUGCUGGCGGUCACCCUGACCCCAGAAACCAAAGACCUGAUCAGCCACAGAGAGUUGUCCCUCAUGAAACCCACGGCAACACUGGUCAACAUCAGCAGAGGUCAGGUUGUGGACCAGGAUGCUUUAGUCGAAGCUCUUCAGUCUGGAACAAUUCAUGCGGCGGCAUUAGACGUGACUCACCCUGAACCAUUACCAAGGGAUCAUCCUCUCCUUGGCCUUCCUAAUGUGCUGAUCACCCCCCACGUUGGCACCAACACUUACACUACAACAAGAAAGAUGGUGCAGAGGAUGGUAGAAAAUGCUCUGGCUGUACUGAAAGGCCAACCUAUUCCCAAUGAAGUCAAACCAAAACUUCUUCACUGAUGUUACCUCUUCUGACUGUAG
Molecule: messenger RNA, 1029 nt
Organism: Sebastes umbrosus (honeycomb rockfish)
Lineage: Eukaryota; Metazoa; Chordata; Actinopteri; Perciformes; Sebastidae
Product: probable 2-ketogluconate reductase
Exons: 5
Coding region: 16-1008 (330 amino acids)
Cellular component (GO): cytosol
Molecular function (GO): glyoxylate reductase (NADPH) activity; NAD binding; hydroxypyruvate reductase [NAD(P)H] activity
Source: RefSeq, a predicted model, not a curated record